UGCAGCUGGGGAUGGUUCCACCUUAACAGUCUAAAGAUCUAUGAAGUUACUGAGCAAUUCAAGAAAUGGAUUUGAUGAUGAAUUUGGCCGCACACCUUAACAACGAUGAACUAUAAUAAAUGGAAAUCUGGUUCCUCUCAAGAUACAGCAUGUCAAAGGAGAAGGAGUCCAAAUGGACAGAACACUCCGAGCCCAAACACCUUCCCAUUUAUCAGCACAGACACAAACUAAUAGAAGCUGUGAAGGAAAACCAGUUCCUGGUUGUAACUGGUGAAACCGGAAGCGGGAAAACCACGCAGCUGCCGCAGUACCUGUACAAAGCCGGUUUCUGUCAAAAUGGGAAAAUCGGUGUCACACAGCCGAGAAGAGUGGCUGCCAUCACCGUCGCUCAAAGAGUUUCUCAGGAGAUGGAGGUCAGUUUAGGGCACCAGGUUGGUUAUCAGGUUCGAUUUGAUGACUGCACUACAAAGGACACUUUGAUUAAGUACAUGACAGAUGGCUGUAUGCUGAGGGAAAUCCUUACAGACUCAAGUUUAACGCAGUACAGUGUUGUGAUCCUCGAUGAAGUUCAUGAGAGAAGCCUCAACACGGAUAUUUUAUUGGGAUUACUGAAGAAGACUCCGUCUCGAGGCUCACAUGGCCGCACGCUUCCUCUGAAAGUGGUAGUGAUGUCUGCCACUCUGGAAACAGAUAAGCUGAGUGGAUUUUUAAAUGGUUCUCCUGUAUUUGUGAUUCCGGGAAGAACCUACCCUGUGAAAGAACUGUUCUGCAAUUUGAUUGGACCAAAGGAAAAAGAUGGUUCUGCGUAUGUGAAAGCAGUGGUGAAGGUGGCUUUAGAAGUUCAUACUAAUGAAGCGGCUGGUGAUAUUCUAGUCUUCCUGACUGGUCAGUCUGAGAUCGAGAAAGCCUGUGACAUGCUGUUUGAAAAGGCAGAGUCCAUAGACUAUCGUUAUGAUGUGAAUGAUAAAACAGUCGAAGGCCUUCUUAUUCUGCCUUUGUAUGGAUCCAUGCCGACAGAUCAGCAAAGGCAGAUAUUUCAGCCUGCUCCUGCGGGUGUGAGGAAGUGCGUAGUGGCAACCAACAUUGCAGCAACAUCGCUCACAAUUAACGGAGUCAGGUAUAUUGUGGAUAGUGGAUUCGUGAAACAGUUGAAUCAUAACUCACGAGUUGGCCUGGACAUCCUUGAUGUGGUGCCAAUAUCAAAAAGUGAGGCCCAGCAACGAGCAGGCAGAUCUGGUAGGACUGCACCAGGAAAGUGCUUCAGAAUCUACAAUAAGGAAUUUUGGGAGAAAUGUAUGCCUGAAUAUACAGUUCCAGAGAUACAAAGAACUAGUCUCACUUCUGUUAUCCUCACCCUCAAGUGUCUCGGAGUUCAUGAUGUCAUAAGGUUUCCCUACCUAGACCAUCCGGAAGAGAGGUUUAUCCUGGACGCAUUGAAGAAGCUUUACCAGUUUGAUGCAAUUGACAGGAAGGGUAAUGUGACCAGUCUGGGAAGGCUGAUGAUAGAGUUUCCUCUUCCUCCCGGCCUCACUCGUGCUCUGCUCAGAUCUGCUGCUGUUGGCUGUGAAGAGGUCAUGCUUCCCGUGGCAGCCAUGCUGUCAGUGGAAAACAUCUUCAUCCGACCAGGUCACCCGGAAAAACUAAAGCAGGCUGAUCUAAUGCACAGCGAGCUAGCAGCUAGUGCAGGUAGCUGUAAUGAUUUCCUUAUGCUGCUCUGCAUCUUUGAGAAAUGUCGAGCCAGCGAAAAUCCAUCUAAAUGGAGUAAAGACCACUGGAUCCAUUGGCGGGCUCUCAAGUCAGCCUUUAGUGUCGAAACUCAACUCAGGGAAAUACUUCUCCGUCUGAAACAGCAAAAGGAUUUUCCCGAGACAUUCACAGGCAACAACAGUGAACUUCUGAGGCAGUGUCUCUGCCAGGGUUAUUUCACAAAUGUGGCAAGGAGAUCUGUUGGAAAGGCUUUCUGUACUAUGGAUGGCCACGGCUCUACAGUUCAUAUUCAUCCAUCAUCAUGUCUUUUUGGGCAGGAGACACAGCUAGACUGGAUCAUUUUCCACGAUGUCUUGGUCACAUCACGGGUUUACGUGAGAACUAUUUGCCCAAUCCGAUAUGACUGGGUAAAGGACCUGCUGCCAAAGCUGCACGAAAUCGACGUUUAUGAUUUGAGCAGCGUCGCUAGGGAGGAAGUAACCGAUGAGGAAAUGGAACGGUGGGAAAAGAAAAGAGCAGCACAAAAACAAGCAGAUGGCUUUGAGGAUGCUCUGAAAAAGGUCGAGAAGAGAAACGAUGAAAGCUCCAUCACAGAGGCCCGUGCUCGAUAUUUACAAAGAAAACAAAAUCGACUCCAGACAAAACAAUCCUGAAAGGCGAAUGUUCAUAUUUUUAGAAAAGAAAAUGGAUUUACAAUAUAUAUAUAUAUAUAUAUAUAUAUAUUUUUUUUUUUU
This is a messenger RNA of Silurus meridionalis, 2441 nucleotides long. It is a transcript of the gene dhx40, whose product is annotated as DEAH (Asp-Glu-Ala-His) box polypeptide 40. NCBI's taxonomy places the organism in Eukaryota, Metazoa, Chordata, Actinopteri, Siluriformes, Siluridae. The record is from RefSeq and is a predicted model, not a curated record. Gene Ontology annotation, cellular component: intracellular anatomical structure. Gene Ontology annotation, molecular function: ATP binding; RNA binding.